This is a messenger RNA of Clarias gariepinus (North African catfish), 5909 nucleotides long. It is a transcript of the gene rlf, whose product is annotated as RLF zinc finger. The coding region runs from base 64 to 5673 and encodes 1869 amino acids. Gene Ontology annotation, biological process: regulation of transcription by RNA polymerase II. The record is from RefSeq and is a predicted model, not a curated record. Gene Ontology annotation, cellular component: nucleus. Gene Ontology annotation, molecular function: DNA-binding transcription factor activity, RNA polymerase II-specific; DNA binding. NCBI's taxonomy places the organism in Eukaryota, Metazoa, Chordata, Actinopteri, Siluriformes, Clariidae. The transcript has 8 exons.
UCCGGGGGUUGGCUGUGAUCACGUGACCCGCUGAAUGCGUACGCGCCGGGGCCAGCAGUGAAGAUGGCGGACGAGAGUGCAGACGGGGAUCUGGAGCAGAGUGGCCGAGGCUGGGCGGACGAGGACACGUUUUACGCCAUGGAGAGUUUGCAGGCGACGCUGCAGCACUUCGAGGCCGUCCUCAGACAGCAAGACAUCUCGGAGGCGUCGUCCAGCGAGUACUGCGACAACUUCUGUCAGGCUCUCAUGCACUACGCCGGGAGUCGGAAUUCGGCAGAGCACGGACUGACGCUGCUGGAAGUCUACUGUCUCUCCAUCAACUGCUUUGCAUCAGCGAGGCCGCACCUGACGGCCAAUUUGUCCAGCGUGGCCCUCGUACUAAAGAGACUCGCACUGAGCUGCUUUGAGUUGCUUCUGUCCGUACCUCAGAAUGAGAUCCCGUUCGAAGCCUGGCUGCAGUUUCAUGGCUGUGUUCAGGCGGCGCAUGAAGCCAUGCUGGAGUACGGGAGCACAGACUUACAAGCGCUGGUGCAGAUCACUGGAGAGGGCGGGGCAUGGAGUAACCCCGCCCUGGUCGCACUCCUUACCGAGCAGCCCACAGAAGCAGAUGAAUUGAAUGCCUACCUGGGUCUGGAAGGAGGGGACUUUCUUGAGAUGAGGAUCAAGCAUCUGGAGAAAGUAGGAGAGGUUCAGAAGGCUCUGAUCCUGACUAAAGCCUGCGGCAACUGCAGCCUUUUGCCCAAUCAGUCCACUUUUCGCCAAACUUAUGUCACACAGCUCUGUCGGCAACUACCCAGCGAGGACGCCAUGCAGGAGAUUUCUGCAUUAGAUGGGAAGGAUGUUUUGGACAUCAUUUGCAACAUGGAGACGGAAGGUGACGAGAACACGGCCUUCAUCCUUUGCACCACUUACUUGACGCAGCAGCUGCAGAAAGGGAACCUUUACUGUUCCUGGGAGUUGACACUGUUUUGGAGUAAGCUGCAGAGGAGGCUUGAUGGUUCUCUUGAAUCAUUCCUAGAACGCUGCCUUCAGUUUGGGGCCAUAGCAAAGACUGUUUAUCAUCUUCUCUUUCUGAUUCGAGUGAUUCAGACUGAGGUAAUGCACCUUGGUCUGGCAGUUUCUGUUGAACUUUGCGUAAAGGCCCUUCAGCUUCCAAGGCAAGAGUAUCCAGAAACCAAAACCACUGUGUGCGAAACUGUGGCCUGUCUCCUCAUGGAAGAUUUAGAGAUCCUGCGAGCAUGCCAGCUCACAGAGUUCUUUUUAAGUCCCUCCCCAGAGAUUUUUUCAGCGCUUGAAGAUCUUUACAAGCUUCCGGAUCAGAAGUAUGCUGAAGAGAAGGCCGUAAUCCCAAAUUCGUUACGCUGUGAACUUCUGCUUGCGCUCAAGGCCCACUGGCCGUGUGACCCGGAGUUCUGGGACUGGAAGACACUAAAGUGCUACUGUAUGAAGUUGCUUGGACUGGAACCUGAAGAAGAAGACAGUCCAGUGUCUGAGCCUGUUCUUAGUGUGCCAACUGAGGCAAACGAAGAGGAAGAACAUGUUAACGAAGAUAAGCUCGAGGAUGCAGAACGCAGCAAUUCUGAAGAGAGGAGUGAGCAUGACCAGAAAGAUGAAGGGCUAUUGCAACAAAAAAGCUCAAAAGUGAUUCUCUGGUCUUCAGAAAGAUCCAAAAGGUGGCUUCAAUACAAAGUACGUUGUGAGAUAUGCCAGAAGGAGGUGAUCGAAACACGGUUGUCUCAUCAUGCCAGGAAGCACGUGGAGAAUGGCACGUGGACGUGUCCUGUGUGUCUGCAAAAAUGUGGUAGCAAAGAGGAGUUUGGGUCACAUUCCAAAGCACACCUCCAGAUGCCCGCAUAUCAUCUGAAAAGAAAGAAAGUUAAAAAUAAGAUGAAAUGUGAACAGGCGGUGGAUGUUGAUUCAAAAGACUUGGAACCUGGUGAGAUAAGUUUGGACACAUCCUCUGGUCUUUUCACGGAGCCACCUGCCGCUGUGCCUGAUAAGGAAGCAGACGAUGAUUACAUCACAUUUGAUUACAUAAAUACGCACUAUAUGUUACAGGAUCGUGAGGUUUAUGCUUGUCCCGCCACUGACUGUUUGAAAAACUUCAAACUUUACAAGUACUUAGGUGUUCAUCUAAAGAACGAUCACGAUGAUACAGACCCGAAUGUCAAACAUUACAUCGAGAUGAAUAAUCGUAGAGAGAAGUGCAUGUUCUGUCGGAGAACGUUUAUGACGGCCUAUCAUAACCAGAAGCACCGGAGCGUACAUUAUGGAGACUGUCCUUACGUGUGCGUAGUUGCUGGUUGCAAUGCGCGUUUCGAAACAGUCAACAAACUCAUCACGCACAAGCACAUGCAUAGUUUUCGGCUGUCCUACCACUGCGAACUGAAAGGUUGUAGCCUCUCCUUCUGUGACUUGGGUCAGCUAUUCCACCAUGAGGCUCAGCACUUCCGAGAUGCCGCGUACACCUGCACCAGCCCAGGCUGCAAGAAGUUUUACUACUCUCGUCAGGAAUUUCUGAAACACACAGACACCCAUGGCAUCACCUUCACAGAAAAGGACUUUGAGACCCAGAGGAAAGCGAGAAGGAAACUUAUGCUGCCUGUUUUAAAGGAGGAGGAUGGUACGAAAGGAUCCUUUGGAUCGAAGGGGCAAGGUUUAAAUGGUGAGGCAACAAACUCAUCAUCAUCAUUGUCAUCACAGCACUUGGAAGGCAAAGACUCCAAGAGUUUACCGACUUCUGUAGCUGUGUGUUUUGAUGGUAAAACAUUUACUUGUGGCUUGGAGAAAUGUGGCAGGACAUUCGAAAAAGCCAGAGAUAUUCAAAGGCACUUAAAAAUUGUACAUCCCAGGCAGCUUAAAAAAGAAAACAAAGUAUGCAAAACAGCUGAAAAUGAAAAGCAUUUAAUGGCGGCCAAAGCUGUAAAAGAUCAAGAUAAAGGUCCUACAAAAGAAUCUAGUCAAGAGGAACAGGCUACAGAUUCUGUUCCAUGUGAUCAAGGAACUUCACCACCCAGUAGUCAUGUGCAUCACACUCAACUGUCCGGCACAUUGACUGAAAUUGUGCUUGGGCUUAAUCAAUUAAGUCUUAAUUCUACCACCUCCAAAAAAGCAAAUCAUAGUUCACAUGCGUCAGCAUCUAAAGUGCCACAAGUGGCCUGCCCUAAAACUGUGAACACUAUAUUGCAAACCAAAGCAACGGCAGUUAAAACGGAGUUAGGAUCUCAUCAAGCGGCUGCUGAUUUGCAGAGGCAGCAAUUAAAUUCUCCGCCACCUCAGCCGGAAUCGCCCCAGACGUCCGUUAAGGAUCCCACUUUGAACGGCAUCAAACCUUUCACUUGUGAAGUGGAAGGCUGCGUCUAUGGGAGUGUGACUAGUAAUGCUUUAAUGAGGCACUAUGUCAGAAAGCAUGAGUAUUCCGACGAGAAGGUGAAACGAAUGGACAUUUUUAACCCUCAUAAGUUCAGACCUUUCAAAUGCCACCUCUGCUGUAAGGGUUACAAAGAAAAGAAAGAGUUGAAAGCCCAUUAUAUUCAGAAACAUGAGCUGAGCAAGGAUACGGCCGAGGAAAUUCUGUGCUCUUUUGCAGGGAAAGUGGAUGAUUCUCAAUCCUCUCCUCUAAAGACAAAGGAGGUCAAGAUCGAAAAAAAAGAUGAGCUUAUUGGGAAGAACCUGCUUCUAAGUGAAGAACACUGUGUGUGUAAAGACAACACAGAAAGAAGCAAUGGCAAAAUUAUGACCGAACACAGAAGUCUGAGGGGUAAGCAGAUGUCGUCAUCAUCCCAAGAAGGCACUUCUAAGGAUAAAACAGAUGUUAGUAGUGAUGCAGCCUCAGUGAACAGAAGGGUUAGUCAACGUCUGAUGACUAAAGUGAAGGAAGAUGAAGACAAACCCUAUUGUUGUUUACAUAAAGGCUGUAGCGCUGGCUUCACUAGGAAGUUCAACCUUCUGCGCCACCUACAGGCUGUGCAUUACCACCGUUCCAGUGUUUGUUGGCAAAAGGCUUUCACUUGUAAACAUGAUGGAUGUAACAAGCGGUUUAUUCAUCAACGCAGUCUAAACAGACACUACCGUAAGGUCCAUCCAGUAUCCGAGGAUCCCAUUCCGAGGUUCAAGUGUACCUUUCCCAAGUGCAAUGCAACCUACCACCUGAAGAGCAGCCUUAUCCGCCACAAUAAUCAAACACACCAGGCUCAGGCUCUGCCGAAGUCCGCGGCUCCAUCUUCAGUCUGCAAGUUCAAAGACGUCUACAAACGCUACGACAACUCAGGUCCCCUUGUGGUGCGUCUACAAAGUACGCACAAGCGAGAAAGUUCCAAUAGUGGCUGCCAAAAAAAACUCAUCAUCACACCUAGUGCUCAGUCUCUAAAAGUCUCCAAAAGGCCAUCUUUAAGAUGCUCUCCUAAAGCCGAACAGAAUGUCGAACACAACAAAAAAAACCCAGAGGAGGAGGCGGGUAACAAAUGUGUAAAACCAAAGACAUGGGGCAAGUUUGUGUUCCGUACACCUGAGGAGGCUUUGCAGAUGUGCCAAGACCGCUGCUUUUCUGAGGCUUUUCCGUGCAUGGUACAGAGCUGCAAUUCUGUGGUAACCAGCAAGCGCAGCCUGUACCGACAUUACCUACAAUGUCACAAAAUGCUACACAUCAAAGUAAAGACAAAUAGAGACACCCUUUUUUAUACUGCUGAACAACUAGAAGAACUGAUACAAAAGAAGUCCACUGUAUCCGCUUUGCCAGAUUCAGACAGGGCUCCCAAUGGGGUCCUGAAAAUGGAGUAUCAAGCCAAGCCUGAGAACUCUGCAGCACCGUGCCUUCCCAUGAGCCUCCAUUCUGUCAAAUCCGAGCAAACGAAUCAAGAGGCGUCUUCCUCAAGGCGGUCCCUUUCUAAAUGCAGCGUAAUGAUUGGUGCGGAUGAUAUGCUAUAUGGGGAGUCUAAUGGCCAUGCAGAGAGCCUAACUGAGGAGGACCGAAGACAUACAGACUCUCCUGCGCCUCCUCUUGUGCCCCCUCCACCUCUUGAUCUUUCUCCACCGUCUACUCUUAGAAUAAACGUCAACAAUGCUUCACUGGAUCCUUUAAACCGAGACAGCAAGGCUGUUAGUGUUCCUGCUACCAUCUAUAUACAUACGAAUGCUUCUGUGACACGUCAGCCUCUAAGAGGGAAGAAUUCAGAACUCGCUGAACCGUUGCCCUCCUCACCUCAUCAACUGGCUCAAAAAGACACCAUGGUACCCAGUCUAGGGCAACGGGCAUUCGACAUGGGGGCUUACAAACCAUUGGGUUUUGAGUCCUCUUUUUUAAAGUUUAUAAAGGAGACUGAAGAGAAAUCUCAGUUCGACCCCCUGCGGACAGUCUUAAACCCUUGCUAUAAACCCGACGCUUCCCGUCGACGUGGUUCCUUCCGACACAACUACUCUGUCAAGGAGAAUAACUUAAGACGGUCCGGCAUCAGUCACACUCGGAUGUCUCAUUUGUCCCCCUUAAAGUCCCUGCUUUCCACAGAAGAAUGUAGUUCUAUCCAAAACCUGCGUUUUAUCUUGGAAAGAGCCUUAAUGGGUUGUGGUGACCAGGCAAUAAAGCAGCUUCAGUUCCUCAAGCCUGUAGUGGUCCUGGAAAGACCCAAGUCAUCCGCUUCCCUGCUUGAUCUUCUGCCCUCUGAAACACAAGCAUAAACUGCGCACACUGCUACUUAGAACUGUGUAGAGUUUUCCCUUCAUGGUUUUUGUUUCCUUUUGUUUUUGGUGAUCCAAAAUACUUCCACAGUAUUUUUUAAUUGUCAUUAUUACAACUUGGUUAAUGGCCAAACUGCCAAGGUGAUGUACCUUGAUUGCUUAAUAGUCACAGGUUUAUAUGUGUCAAAAACAGCAAAUAAAAAAAAAUCUGGGAAUUAAGUUGUUAAUAUUUAUUA